This is a messenger RNA of Penaeus monodon (black tiger shrimp), 4888 nucleotides long. RefSeq names its product TAR DNA-binding protein 43-like. Bases 118 to 1458 code for a protein of 446 amino acids. Gene Ontology annotation, cellular component: nucleoplasm. The record is from RefSeq and is a predicted model, not a curated record. Gene Ontology annotation, biological process: regulation of gene expression. Lineage: Eukaryota; Metazoa; Arthropoda; Malacostraca; Decapoda; Penaeidae. Gene Ontology annotation, molecular function: RNA binding. The transcript is spliced from 4 exons.
GGAGCGAAAAUAGCCGAACGCAGUCGAUGGAACGGCCCUGAAGCGUCCUGGUCGCCUCUCCAACCCGUGUGUUUUUGCUGCGUGUGUGUUUGUGAAGCUUGAGUGGCGCGUGCCUGCAUGGUCAAGAUGAGUUGCUACAUCCAAGUUUGCGAAGAAGAGAAUGACGAGCCCAUCGAGAUCCCGACGGAGGAGGACAGCACCCUCCUGCUGUCGACUCUGGUGGCGCAGUUCCCCGGCGCCUGCGGCCUCAAGUACCGCCACCCCGACAGCCGCGGCCUCAGGGGCGUCAGGCUCGUCGACGGCCGCCUCCACGCGCCCGACGAGGGGUGGAACUACGUCUUCGUCUGCGUCUUCCCCAAAGGUGAGGUUGCUGAACAAUCUUCAUUUUCAUCAGAGAACAAGAGGAAGUCGGAUGACCACUUGGAGAGCUCCAUGUCUAAGACUAAGCGAAUGGAAAGUAAGCAGAGGUGCUCUGAUCUGAUUGUACUUGGCCUCCCCUGGAAGACGACUGAGAAGGAACUGCGUGAAUACUUUGAGCCUUUUGGGGAGGUUCUCAUGGCCCAGGUUAAGAAGGACCCCAAGACUGGCCAGAGCAAAGGUUUUGGGUUCAUUAGGUUUGGCAACUACGACACCCAGCAGCGCGUGUUGUCUCAGCGCCACAUGAUUGACGGACGUCUUUGCGAUGUCAAGAUCCCCAACUCGAAGCAGGAAGGUAUGGUGCAGCAGGUGAACAGCAAAGUGUUCAUUGGCCGUUGCACAGAAGACAUUGGACCGGAGGAUCUCCGUGAAUACUUCAGCAAGUUUGGUGAGGUCACCGAUGUUUUCAUUCCUAAGCCUUUCAGGGCUUUUGCCUUUGUCACUUUCUUAGAUCCUGAAGUAGCUCAGAGCCUUUGUGGUGAGGAUCACAUAGUGAAGGGUACUUCAGUCCAUGUGUCUAAUGCUGCACCCAAGAGUGACCCCAACCGUGGACCUUUUGGGCGUGGUGGACGCAUGGGUGACGGUCGAGGAUAUGGUCAGGGAGGCUAUGGUCAGGGGAUGAAUAAUGGUGGGGUCUGGAACCAGGGAGGGAACCGAGAAAUGCCCAACUUGGCAGCUCUUGGAACCUCUCUGGGCCUUGGGGGACCUGGGCAGGGAGGACAGGGUGGUGGGCAGAACGUAAACCCACUCAACAUGGGAGCCCUCACCAUGCCUAUGCUUGCUGCACUCAGUCAAGCCAGUUGGGGUCUCCUAGGUAACCUGCAGCAGCAGAACCAAGAUGGAACCCAAGCACCGGGUGGCUACAACCAGGGAGGGCAAUCCAGUCAGGGGCACUCCAAUCCUCCCCCAAGUAACCAGAGUCAGGGAGGCUGGGGAUCCGGGAGCUCCGGUGGCGGAUGGGGAGACGGUAGUCAGAGUGGUUCUUGGGGCCCUUCUCAGGGUAGGGGAGACAAGGGGUACAACAGGGGAGACUACAUGUAAGAAUGCUUUGGCAAACUUGGGUGGGUGAGGAGUGGAUGAUAGACACAGGCCAUGACUAUUGGUAUGACUUGGUCAGAAUGUUUACAUCGUAUGUCUGACAAGUAGAUUCUUAACACCUGCCUGCAAGGGCAGAGGGGGUGGCUCAGGGGUGUUAUGUGUGUGUGGUCAUGUCAACACUCCCUCGUCCCUUGUUUAAAUUAAAGCAUGCUUUAGAUUUAGGCAAGUAUUCACUUUAACUUUAAUGAUGGUAAUAUUCACGCUUAGUGUGUAUCGUUUGGUGUGGUGGGCAUGUAUGGGUGGGUGCUGGGGCCCAGGUAUUAGGCCCUGAAUGUUGUAGCAGUGUCCGAACACAUGGUAUGAUUGCUAGGGCGCUCCUCUCCUGCUGCGUGUAGCCUCCCGGGGCAUGGGUGGUGGCGGCCUCGCCAGAAGGAAAGUGACCAGCAGUGUGACAGCUAUAUUGUACUGAGAGUGGUAUGGACGUGUGGAUGGCAGAGCUUGCCAAUGCCAGGACCGAGCUAAACCAAGUCAGUUCAGUGGGGUGUGGAAGUCUCGGUAGCGUGAGAGAGAGGCCCUCUGAACUCCGUAGAGAAGAGCGACUUCGUACCAUCCCUUGUAUAUGGUACAAGGACGUAUCUGUCUCUGCUGGGUGAAGAGGAUCAGAGGCAAUCGGUACCAUGAGCCUGGCUCCAUACCGUUCUCAAGAAAUGCUGUUAUUAAUGUUACAGUUGAUCAUUUGAUUUCCAACCUGCUUCACAACACCAUUGUAAUCUAAGGUCACACUUUAUUGCUUAAUAGCUUAGCUGUUCGCCUUUUGUGAACAGUGUGGAACCAGGAGUCCUGUAUAUAGUGUGUGUUUGUUUCAGCAAGGAAGUGAGUCUGUUAGAAAUGCCCAACUACAGGUGUUAAUUCUACUGGACUUUUGCUUUGGAAAAGUAUCUUGUUGGAUUACCACACAAGGCUGGGCAUUGCUGAUAGCGUCACUAAAUAAUCAUGUUUCUCACUCUAAUCACAGACUCAAAUAUUUGCCAGUGUGAGGUGUGACCGAGGAAGCCCUGAGUGUGUAGACUAGGAAGGCCAAGCUAUGAGUGUGUGACAAUGCAACAAAUUAAGAUAUAUUUUGAAGUCUUGUAUGAGCAUUGGCCUCUUUAUUUUAAUACUUGUGUGCAUCUAUAAUACGGCAUCCAAAAAGUGCAUGAGUCUCAUUGGCUUAGUGUAGACUCGUGCCCCUACUCCCUGCUCAAAUCUUCUCACUAUAGCAUUUUGUCAAUGAGCACUGCACAAAUAUUGCUUUACACUUGUCAUUUUGGGUCUUGCUAGGGAGAGCCAUCACUUCCCAGUUAGACUAGAUUCUUUGGUAGUCUUUUUGCAAAUAAUAAAACAAAACAAAAAACAUUCACAACUAAAAACAAACAACAUUGAGUGCUUUGUGCAAUAUGUGUUCAUGGCUACAAAUCCUAUUAUGCAUAGCAGAAAUAUAUCCUGGGGUAGGGGGCAACUAUUACCUUGACCUCACCUGACCUCACCUCUCAGUGUUGCCGAGGUCACUGACCUGGGAAUCACAGUACAAAGUCUGUGUGUUGAGCAUGGUGGUCAGCAGUAAGAGCUAGUUGGAAGCAGGAAGACUGUGUUGUCCGGUAUAUUUUGGAGAUUAAAUAGAUGGAAAUGGCAUUUAUUUCUUGUUUUUAAUUUUUUACUUUUUAGAUUUGGCCUGCAUUUGUUCAUUGAUCAUAUCCAACCUUAUCUUAACUUGUAGUACAUCCCCCUUCAAAGAAAUCAUGCCCAAAACAGCCUAGAUCUUUAAAUCAUGCCUCUUGCCCUUACCAGUCCUCCUGCUAUCCCCUGGCCUGCUGAUGAAAGAAGGUAUGACAGAGCCACGUACGACUAACAAGCAGGCCUUGUGUUUUAUCACAAGAUAUUUUUUUCUUUCUUUUCCAAGUCAUUUAGUGGAAGAGCGUUUUGUUUGAAUUUUGGCAUGAGUGUUCCGGUACGGCUGACACUAGUAGUUUGAUAACUACAAACAUGAUGCUGUUUUUUUCCAUUCAUUUCACCUAGAUUUUAUUCACUUUAUUAUUAGUAUUAGCAUUUAUCACCCAUAUCUGAUGUGUACAUGAACUCCAAACGGGCUCAUUAUGAAGUGUGUGUUGCGUGAGUUUUUAUUCAGAAAUAUAUUAUAGGAAGGUACAAAAGUGCGUGUCCUGUCAGGUGACCAGAGUGAGUUAUGUGUGACCAAAACACCAAAGGUGUAUCUAAACUUCUUGGUUGGUGAAACUCAUCUGUAGAUCAGAGCAUGGAGUAAAUCUAAAAGAAAGCUCACUUUACCUGUAAUUACCUAUUCAUUCCGAGUCGGUGCUCCAUGUAUUUGCUCGCAGAGAGGUAGAUUAUACUACCAACUCCCUAAUUUGAAAAGUGUUGUCAUCUUCUUGUAAUAAAUACUAAUACCUUGAAGAGGCACGUCACUUGGCAAUAUGGCAAGGUUAGGAAGGACCCAGUAGUUAGAAUCACCAAGAGAGCAGUCUUUCUGCUCUGAACUAGAGGCUGAUGCGAGAUGGAAAGUGUGACCUAACAUCUGUAUGUAUUGCUAGCUAGGAGAAUGAACAUAAUGUGAACUUGAGAAUGAUACAUUGGAUAUGUAAGAUCUUGUGGGUCUUUACUGUGAAGAUGUUCAGAAGGUGAUGUGUGAGGAGGAGUGAGAUACAGGUGGAGACUGAAGAGAUGUGAUGAGAUAAAUGUGGCUGCUGUUGUGGAUUUGAGGCUUCACCUUCCACUGGUAUCCUUUGGAAUGUGUUGCCUUGAAUUUCUCAUCACAGCCUUUGAUGGUGAGCUAGAGCUUGGUGUGCUCUCUACUGUUGUCCUUUUGGGCGUGAUUGUGAAUGAUUGUAUGGCUAGAGUGCUCUGUCGAAUAAUAAAAAAAAUCACAGCUAAAUAUUGUGUUCUUAACCCAAAGACCAAAACUAGCCCUUUUUAGAUUUGCUUUAUUUUAUUUAUUUUUUUUUACUACUAUUGUAUAGGCAUGUGGUGAGAUUAUUAACAAGGCUAUAUUAACUUCCGUUUAGUACAGUCAAGUGAAAGGUGAAGGAAUCGAUUACAUUUGUUAAAGGUAAAAAAAGAAAAAAUAAAUAAUAAAUUGAUUUUUAAUGUAUAACAGCUCAGCAACAAAUGCUCAAGACACUGUAGGUUAACCAUUAAACUAGUGGGUAGAAUUCCUUGAGUAUUAAUUUGCAUAUGUCAGUCAUGUCUUUAAUACAGGUAAAAGAUAGAAGUAUUCAGUGUAGCUCUUUCCGUAUGUAUGAUUCACUUUGCGAGUAAUAGUGUCAAAUUGAUCGUGGUGGAGGAAGGGUUUGAGACGAUGCUUUGAUUUAAAUCCUUGGUUCCUAUACUGUCCAUAAUUUAUUAAGUUUUUUUUGCACUCCAUUCCAGGUUUAUUGCCUUU